Cyprinus carpio (common carp) is the source of this 922-nucleotide messenger RNA. Its product is annotated as thiamine-triphosphatase-like. The transcript is spliced from 4 exons. The record is from RefSeq and is a predicted model, not a curated record. Gene Ontology annotation, biological process: thiamine diphosphate metabolic process; dephosphorylation; thiamine metabolic process. NCBI's taxonomy places the organism in Eukaryota, Metazoa, Chordata, Actinopteri, Cypriniformes, Cyprinidae. Gene Ontology annotation, molecular function: thiamine triphosphate phosphatase activity; magnesium ion binding. Bases 164 to 877 code for a protein of 237 amino acids.
GGAAAAGCUGCACAGGACCCCGAUUCCGCGUCUGUCCCAUACAGUCUAAGCCAAGGUCUGUCCUCAUUACACAACUGCUUGAUCAGUUUACUUGUUUUGUGUUUGAUAGUUUGUUUUCAUUGACUAUCUCAACCGGAUUUUUAACAGCAGUUGUAAGAACAAAAUGACUGUAGAAGUUGAGAGAAAAUUCGUUUGUGAUGCAGAAAUUAUUGGAAAACUACAAGAUAUUGGAGCUAAAUGCAUCGGUCAGUGGCAGUUCCGAGACCAGUACUUCGACUCACCAAAUUUCAUCCUCACGCUAAAAAAUUUCUGGUUGAGAUGCCGAGAGGGAUUGUGGGAGUUGAAAUGCCCUGCAGUUUCAGGAACUUGUACACCUGAUAAUGACACAGAGACCCUUUGUACACGAUACAGAGAGAUAACCAGUCUCCCUCUGAUUCGGUCAGAAGUCAGCAGGAUAAUCAGGGAACACACCGCUGAAGGCAGUGAAUCAAAUUCCUCACAAAGGGAACAAAUUGACAAAGUCGCAGAAAAUGAGGACACAGAGAUCUGUUCAGCAGAUGACACAAAGUGGCUGAAUGACCUCAAUCUGGUCUGUUUUGCCGAGUUCAAGACCGAGCGCUGCUCUUACACGCUAGAGAGGGAGACCGGUGCAGUGCGGGUGGAUCUGGACCAGGCUGAUUUCGGACAUUGUGUGGGAGAGAUUGAGGUUCUGGUGCCUGAAGGAGGUGACAUGAAUGCAGCUCUGCAGAGGAUUUCAGCCAUUGCUGUAGAACUGGGUUUAAGCUGUGAGAAGAAAGUAAAGGGGAAAAUGCAUGUUUACCUUCAAAGAUAUCGACCUGAACACUAUGAAGAGCUUCUUAGUGCUCAAAUCUUAUAAGGAAUCACUAGUGUGGCAUAUAAUCAGUUUCAUUUAUGAUUCAUC